AUGGGGAAGCCAAAGGAUCCUGAGAGCUCUCCGUUGGCAAAUGCUCGGAAUAUGGAUCAAGCAGCUGAUGGACCAGUCGCGGGGAAGAAAGCGAUUGCUGAGGACGAUACUAAGCCCGAGAGCGCGUCUGCGCAGAAGGUCCCCAAAAAACGCACAAAGACUGGUUGUUUAACUUGUCGACAACGGCGGAUCAAAUGCGGAGAAGAGAAGCCCAUAUGCAGCAAUUGUAUCAAGUCAAAGAGAGAAUGCAAGGGUUAUGCACAGCGUGUCGUCUUCAAAAACCCAAUCGGCAUAUUUGGGGCGUACAAUCUCAAUCAGGCCCCAAAUGCCCCAAUGCAACCGAUGCCAUUGGGAACACCAUCCUCAGCUGGGUAUUAUAGCCAUGACCUCUCGCAGCAGAGACAGUCUGGCUCUAACAGACCGUUGUUGGCUCCACGGCCAAUCCCUCUCGCAGUAGCGGCGCAGUCUACGUUGGCUCCAGGUGGAAGUGCAAUGUUUCAAGGACCUGACACGGGCACUGCUCAACAUCCAUCGCAGCCAUAUGAAGCGUCUCUCCUUUCGAUACCGAACAUUGUGGACUCGAUCAGGGCACCAGUGCCUACAACUAUCCUCCAUCAGCACCAGGCCUCCAUCGUGGAUCGGCAGUAUUCGCAGCAUGGGAUGACUACCCCAUUCCCUGCUGAUCCAAAUGCAAGUCAGCGGUCGCAAUUUCAGCAAACAUCAUCUUGGACUGUGAUUCCAGGUUCAUUUAGAACCAGCCAGGGGCUACCAAUUCAUACGGCCGACUCCUUUGGAUCCGCUCAAAUGCCACAGUUCGACCGCCUUGACACAGCAAUUACACACACGUCUCUUCUAGGUCCUUCCGCAGAACAGCCUUUUGCAUAUGGAUAUACGUCACUCCCAUCGAUCACCUCUCCAAACCAAGCUACAAACUUUGACGAUGAGAGUGAUGACUAUUUCGACGCUGAAUCCGACGAAGAAAUGGAGGAUCAAACAUCAGUUGAAGGUUUCAACCAACUCAGUCUCGUUGUGGCUUCUGCAAACGGUGAUGAACGUCAACUUCGAUCCUUUACCACCUAUCUGAACGAACCCAACAUGCUUGCCUCUUACCACCCUACGCUUGGCUCGUCGCCUUUGAAUAAUCCGAAAACAGCUCGAAUUUUUGUCCACUUUAUCCACUCGACUGGCCCAUCACUGUCGGUGUUCGAGCGACACCCUGCGGAUUCCGCGAACACGCUCGGAUCAUCAGUACCCACAGCGCAGCAGGGCUUAUGGACCUACACGCUGCCACUCAAAGCGCUGGAGCAUCAAGCACUGCUCCAAGCCAUACUUGCCCUUAGCAGCUUGCACAUUUCGUACCUACAACAGGCGCCGCCUACGGUCUCGUUAAAGCACUACCAUUAUGCGCUCAAAAGAGUAGGCGCCGCUGUCGGUCUGCCCCAACGACGGAAACAGAUUGGCACCUUGGCUGCUACGCUUUUGCUAGCAUAUUACGAGGUGAUGACUGCAGAACAUUCCAAAUGGAACAGCCAUGUUGCAGGAUCAGCUCAGCUGGUACGCGAGAUUGAUUUUGCCUCUCUCACUCGCGAAAUACGAUCUCACCGGCGAAGGAUACGGUCACAACGACAGCAAACGGCCCGAGCCGAGUGGAAUUUGGCAGAUGCUUAUGCGUUUGAUGACGGAAAUUCGGCGGAUGAUCCUUUCGCCGAGAAAGAGAGUAGCAUCGAUGAAAAGAUAAUAGGAUCACUCUUGGGCAGAGCGGUUAAUUACGAUUAUUUCGGACAGAUAGAAGACGGUCGUAUACGCCCACGAGAGAAGAUUCUCACGCGGAAGGAUAUCGAGAAUUGCCGAAUACAAUGUGACCUCUAUUGGUGGUAUUGCAAACAAGACAUCAUUCAAGGUCUCAUCGGCGGCAGUGGACUUCUAUUGCCUUUCUCCCACUGGGGCCAAUGUCCCCCGCGUGCCGGUAUGGGGCGGCUGGAUGCGAUUUAUGGGUCCGCUGAUCACCUAUGGCUAUUGCUUGCGCGACUCACGGAUUUUGGCUACAGAGAUAGAAAGCGAAAGCUGCAUGUAGCCAAGGGGAACGGAAAGGAGUGGAAGCCAGGUCCUAAUCUUCAUCGAUUCAUGGCACGCUUUAUCAAGGGCGGCGGGAAUGCUCCGCCAGGGCCCCCUCCAGCCUCAAUGCGCAAUCGUGCACCCGAUGUGAACCGGCAGUCACCUGGGACCAGUCCCGGUGCGGCGCCGGGCAAUUCACCUCCCAUGUAUGGCAUGGUUCCGCCAAGAGGACCAAUUCGUCUACCGUCGGGCUUCGCUAGCUCAGGGCAGCAGCCUCAAUCGCCUGGACGAGACGCUGGAGCGGAGACCAUAUCAUAUGAGGAUGCGGAGAGUGAAUGGGAAGACAUUCUCGCUGCCUUUGAGGAAUUCGCUCCUGCACUCGGUCCUGACUACCUUCCUCUACCAGCUGAUACCAUCCCUCCUAUUUCAACUCCUUUUGGACCAGCCCUGCAAUAUCGAACACAUACUAUCGCAGUGGUUUGGGGAUUCUACUACGCAGGUCGGAUCCUAUUACACAGGUUGCAUCCUUCCAUGCCCCCUGCUAUGAUGGUCGCUGCAGGUGUGGCAGCCCCUGCGACGGCCGAAUAUGCCCAAAUGAUUGGAAAGAUUGCGGCGGGUAUUCAUUAUCCACAGUGGUUCAACGUGGAAGCAGGUAGAUUGAGCCCUACCUUGGGUUCCUGCUUGAUCGAUAUGACCGUGCCCAUAUUCUUUGCCGCUGUUCAAUAUCUCGAUGUUGCUCAACGUGGCUGGACGAUCUCCAAGUUGUGCGAUGUCUCGCGUCUGACUGGCUGGAGGUCAUCCAAUGCCAUAGCGAUGGGCUGCGAAAAUGCGUGGGAAGUUGCGGCAAAGCAAGGACGCGGCCCUCCCUAUCAACGCACGAGGGAGACUGACCGCCAGCGACCCUCUAGCGAACGGUCGACGCAAAACGGUGCUUCAAGAAGAAUGCCACCGAACGAUAAUUCGGAGAGGCGAUUUGUCACUGUCAGCAAAUCUAUGCAUGUUCACUGGGCUAUGGGGCUUUUGAGCUUAGAUGACGACAUCCUACACUUAGAAACAGACGACAGAACAUAG
Aspergillus clavatus NRRL 1 is the source of this 3126-nucleotide messenger RNA. Its product is annotated as putative C6 finger domain protein. The transcript has 4 exons. Bases 1 to 3126 code for a protein of 1041 amino acids. NCBI's taxonomy places the organism in Eukaryota, Fungi, Ascomycota, Eurotiomycetes, Eurotiales, Aspergillaceae. Gene Ontology annotation, biological process: positive regulation of transcription by RNA polymerase II. Gene Ontology annotation, cellular component: nucleus. The record is from RefSeq and is a predicted model, not a curated record. Gene Ontology annotation, molecular function: DNA-binding transcription factor activity, RNA polymerase II-specific; transcription cis-regulatory region binding; zinc ion binding.